Dictyostelium discoideum AX4 is the source of this 132-nucleotide messenger RNA. RefSeq lists its product as hypothetical. The record is from RefSeq and is a predicted model, not a curated record. The transcript has a single exon. Lineage: Eukaryota; Evosea; Eumycetozoa; Dictyosteliales; Dictyosteliaceae. The coding region runs from base 1 to 132 and encodes 43 amino acids.
AUGAAUUAUACAAUGAAGAACAAGAAAAAAAACCAACUAAAAAAUCAAAAACAACUACAAAAUUACCAAAGAAACCAAAAUUCAAAGUUGGAUGAAGGUAAUGAUGAUAUGGUUGAAGAUUUAAGAUUUUGA